AUAACAAUCACAUUCUAGUGACCAGGAUACAGCUCCUGGUAUCUUCAUCCUUGGCAUUUUUUUACGAACCACUAUAGACUGAAACAUAACAAUGGCGAGAUCUGUCUUGCUCUCUCUUGUAUUAUUAGCCAUGGCUGUGAAGAAGAUAGAACCAUCAUCGGAGACUAUGAAGACCAUAACAUCAGGAUUCCUAAAAGUGCUUGAGGAAUGCAAACAAGAGCUAAACCUCCAAGGGCACGUGAUAAGUGACUUGUACCACUACUGGAAGGAGGACUACUCCCUCCUGAACCGGGACACUGGCUGCGCCAUCAUCUGCAUGAGCAAGAAGCUGGACCUUAUCGAUUCCAGUGGGAAGCUUCAUCAUGGGAACACUCAGGAGUUUGCCACUAGGCAUGGCGCUGCAAGUGAUGUAGCCUCAAAGCUAGUAGAAAUCCUCCACGCCUGCGAAAAGACCCACGAAGCCAUAGAAGACGAAUGUAUGAGGGCGCUGGAGAUCGCCAAAUGCUUCCGCACCGACAUACACCAGCUCAACUGGGCGCCGAAGAUGGACGUUAUCAUUACUGAAGUGCUUACCGAAAUGUAGAUUAUUCUAGAGUAAAAAUUAUGUUUUUGUAAAUAUGCCUCUGGGAAGCAGCUACAUAUUUGCGGCGUUUGGUGUCGAAACUUUGGGGCCGUGGGGGCCAAGUGCGCGUCGACUGUACAAAGACUUGUCGGCGCGCUUAAUAGAGGCUUCUGGUGACCAGAGGGCUGGCCACUAUUUCGCCCAGCGUAUUAGCAUCGCUAUACAGCGGGGAAAUACGGCCAGCCUUCUGGGCACCUUGCCCGUUGACGGCGACCUGGGGCAAAUUUUUUAUCUUUAGUUUUGUAAGUUUUAUUAUGUUUGUUUAUUCCUUUCUUUGUUUUUAUCAAUAAAUACUUCCCCAAAUGUUUUUGUAAUGACCAUAUGCGAAAUUAAAUAACUUGAAAUUAGACUGAGUUGAUCGUCGGAAUUUAGCAAAUUAUACAAAUAAUUAAAUGAGCCGUGAGCAUUAUGGGCACUUUUGCACCGGAAGCGAUAAGGAACGGGGUUGACUAAAUAGUUACCUACUUCGUGUAAUUAUGUAAUUAUUUAUAGUAUAAAAUAAUUAAAUGUUGUCUUGAAAAGCUUGUCUAUAAAUACACAAAAUUUUAACUAACAAACGACAAUCACCGUCAUGGUAUUCUCAUGUAAUUGUUUUUUUGUGUGUUUGUACAGUUUGUUUGUAACUAGUCUGUAGCUGAUUGUGGUUGUGAUUUGAAGAAAAGGUUCCGAAGACAAAGUUGUAGUGUUGCACGAAUUUGUUAGUUGCGAUUUUAUCAUUUAUCGCCUAUCGUCAGUCGUCACUAUCGCACUUACAGUACUAGUUAGAACAUGACAUACAAUAAAAGCGUCAUCAUAAAUCAGCUCGAUAGAAUAA
Molecule: messenger RNA, 1436 nt
Organism: Cydia fagiglandana
Lineage: Eukaryota; Metazoa; Arthropoda; Insecta; Lepidoptera; Tortricidae
Product: general odorant-binding protein 1-like
Exons: 3
Coding region: 92-583 (163 amino acids)
Molecular function (GO): odorant binding
Source: RefSeq, a predicted model, not a curated record